ACGGACGGAUUGAGGAAGUGGAUUGGAUUGUGUUGUAUUGUUGCCACAGAACUCGUGUAUUGUGCUUUACACUUUGUUAUCGUCUUAUUUUUACGGCUUUAUUGUGAUGUUUUAAUUAUUUACUAUUAAAGAUAACAUUUUUUGACGAUGCCACCCAAAAAGCGCAACUCUGGUACACAGAAAGACCUCAUCAAGCCUGGUGCUGAAGGUGGAUCUCAAUCGGACAAGAAGGAAAGCCCAGUUUUAUCUUUGAAAAAACACCGGGAUAAAGACACAGAGUUUGUCAUCUUCUGUAAGAACCUUCAUGUGUCAGACCUGGUGUGUGAGCAGACCUGGAAACUUUGGAAAACUGUCCAGGAAACGGUGAAUGAAGUGUUGGAGGGCCGUGCAAAGCUGUGGGGAGCUUGUCUUUUUGUGACGAUUACAGACAUGGACACAGCAUGUUUCACCUUAACACAGCUUCUCAAGGCAGUCAAUAUGAAUGUCAAAGGGUUUCUGGGUCUGGUGAGAAAACUUGAUGUGAAUCUGGAUACUAUCAGUACAAAAGUUAAUGCAGCUGUAAUGAGACUGGAGAAGAAGUAUGAUGUGACACUGGCUCUUUAUCAGAGGUUUGAAAAAACAUGUAAGAAAAUAUUUGUUUUGGGCUCGAAUGAGGGAAACCAAGAGCUUUCACGAAACUGCUGGACCCUAUUUCUCCUGGCCAAAGGAAAAGCUUUGCAGAUGGAGGACGACUUGGUCAUAUCUUUCCAGUUGCUUCUUUGUGUAAUGGAAUAUUUUAUUAAGCGAUGUCCUGCAGACCUUGUGCAACCUCUUUACAAAUCAGUGAUCACAGUCCAGAGUCCUCCAACACGAACAUCUCGUCGAAGCCAAAACAAAGCCAAAGCGCGACCCCCUGAACCAGAGCUGGAUGUGCGGCUACUGGAGACUUUAAGCAAAGAGAAUGAAUGCAAUGCUGAAGAGGUGAAGAACGUGUAUCAGACAAGUUUCACUGCCUUCUUGGAGUCAUUGCAUCUGUUGAAAUCUAUAGAUUUACCUCAGGUUAAGAUUCUGAAUCAGCAAUAUGAAGAACACUACCUCAAAGAGAGGGACUUUGAUGCCCGACUGUUUUUGGAUGGAGACGAGACCAUUUUUGCUCCUAAAAUUGAAAUAACACAAGUAGAAAAAACGCCACAGAAGAACUUGCAGGAAGACGAUGCUGUCCGCAUUAUUCCACAAACACCAAUCAGGGCAGCAAUGACAUCUAUUCAACAACUCAGAGGUGAUCUGGUCUCCAAUGGAGAUAAGCCCUCUACAAAUCUGAAUACAUAUUUUAAAAAUUGUACUGUAGAUCCCACACAAAAUGUACUGAAACGACUAGAAACUCUUGGGCAGACCUUUAGCCAGAGAUUCAGCCAGGCUGUUGGUCCACGCUUCAUUUCUACUGGGAAACAAAGAUACACCCUUGGUGUCAGACUGUAUUAUAAAGUGAUGGAGGCAAUGCUGAAAUCGGAAGAGAAAAGACUCUCCGUGCAGAAUUUCAGUAAAUUGCUCAAUGAUUCAAAAUUUCACACAUCUCUUCUGGCCUGUGCUCUGGAGGUUGUCAUGGCGACAUAUGGAGAGAGCAGUUUUAAGUCUGGAGGAAAUGGUAGCGAGUCAUCUGAAAGUAACCUGUGCUUCCCCUGGAUCCUGGACGUCUUUGAACUUGCAGCUUUUGACUUUUACAAAGUGAUCGAGAGUUUCAUCAAAGCCGAGCCCACUCUGAGCAAAGACAUUGUCAAACACCUGGAGACCUGUGAAAACCUCAUCAUGGAGAAGAUUGCAUGGGUCAUGGGCUCCCCGCUAUUUGACCUUCUGAAGCUUGAGCAGGAGGCCGAUGCAGCAGAGACACCAGUAGAGACUCCAGCCAACCUCAACCAACCACUGCAGCACAACCACACAGCAGCUGACCUAUAUCUGUCUCCUUUGCGCCCGGGUAUUCGGGUCUUACCUCCUGAAUCCCCUGCCACCCUCAGCUCCCAGGCCCCUGCCAUUGCACUCACCCCCACUCAAGUCGCAGCUCAACCAAGUCGACACGCAAAGUCCAACUCUCUCAGUCUCUUCUACAAAAAAUUGUACCGUCUGGCCUACACCCGUCUGAAGAUGCUCUGCUCCUACCUGCUUUCUUAUCACCCUGAACUGGAGCCCAUCAUUUGGACCCUGUUCCAGCACACACUCCAGCAUGAGUAUGAGCUCAUGAGGAACCGCCAUCUUGACCAGUUGAUGAUGUCAGCCAUGUAUGCCAUCGCCAAAGUGAAAAGUGUAGAUUUGCGUUUCAAGACUAUUGUUACAGCAUACAAGAACAUGCCAAACACCAAGCAAGAGACCUUCAAGCAAGUGCUGAUCUCUGAAGGAAACUACGACUCCAUCAUUGUCUUCUACAACCAGGUCUUUAUGCAGAGGCUCAAAACAAACAUCCUACAGUAUGCAUCCCCCAGGCCUCCAACUCUUUCUCCAAUCCCACAAAUCCCUCGUAGUCCAUACCAUUUCCCAAACUCUCCUCUCCGAGUCCCGGGAAGCAACAACGUGUACAUCUCCCCACUAAAGAGCACGCGCAUGUCUCCUGGCAUCAUGACGCCACGCUCCAGAAUGCUGGUAUCCAUUGGUGAAUCGUUUGGGUUGUCAAACCGCUUCCAAAAGAUAAACCAAAUGGUGAACAGCAGUGAUCGCUCUUACAAAAGGACUCUGGAUCUCGGACCUAGUCUUAAACCUUUGAAGAGGCUCCGCUUCGAUGUUGAUGGUCAAGAUGAAGCUGAUGGCAGCAAAUCUAGUGGAGACUCCACCCUGAUUCAGAAACUUGCAGAGAUGAGCUCCACCCGAAGCCGAAUGCAGGAGCAGAAGAUGAAGGAGGAUGCUGAAUCAAAAAAAGACUAACCUGUCUGACACAUGCACAACUAGACUUUGGUUCAUAUUUAAUUUUAGGAGUUAAAUUUUCAGUUUUAAAGUGAUCUGCAUGUGGGAGUGACAAUGAUCAUAUUUCAUAAUAGUGUUAUAAAACAAUGACAAAGGAAUGUUCAUUGAGAAUCAUGUCAUGUUCAUUUGUCAUUUUGAAUUUUCUUAGAUGUUUAAAACAUAUUUUAAAUUAUAUGCUAAAAUUGUGUUAAUUCACUAAAAUAGUUGGCUUAAAAAUCUAGCGCCUGGAAAAAAUAACAAUUACAAACAAUCUGUUCAAGUCCAUGGCACUCUUAGGCCACUUUGAUUAUUUUUACAAUAAUAAUAAUACUAACUUUUCCUAAUGUCAUCUUCACAUGUGCAUUAGCUGAUGUCUUGAGGCUGUUGAGCCUAUUGUGUGAACUGUACUGACGACAGGAAGUACUGAUAAUAGCUGUCACAAGGGGUGGUAUAUAAUUAUCUGGACACAUCUUCAGAUACAGUGCUAAAUAAUGAAACAAUUAUUUUGAUUUUAAUGUGUUUAUAUUGUACUUUUGAGUAGCUUUUAAAUGUAGUAUUUUUGAAUUAGGGAUUUUGUUAUUUCACAAAAGAGAUCACUACUUAGACAGUAUUUUAUGACUUGUUUUGCAAACAAGUACAUUUUUGUGCCAUAUGAAACAGAAUUCCACUCAACCACUGUUCCUCAAUACCUAUCACAGUUUUGUGUGCAUUAUUUCCUGAUUAUUUUGUUAUAUGUUGGAUUUAAUAUAAAACUCCGUUACAUUACU
Periophthalmus magnuspinnatus is the source of this 3674-nucleotide messenger RNA. RefSeq names its product retinoblastoma 1 (gene rb1). The coding region runs from base 148 to 2889 and encodes 913 amino acids. The record is from RefSeq and is a predicted model, not a curated record. The transcript has 27 exons. NCBI's taxonomy places the organism in Eukaryota, Metazoa, Chordata, Actinopteri, Gobiiformes, Gobiidae. Gene Ontology annotation, biological process: regulation of transcription by RNA polymerase II; negative regulation of G1/S transition of mitotic cell cycle; cell differentiation. Gene Ontology annotation, cellular component: nucleus; chromatin; Rb-E2F complex. Gene Ontology annotation, molecular function: RNA polymerase II transcription regulatory region sequence-specific DNA binding.